AUGGGGUUGCGAGGCCCAAAGCUGUAUGUGAUGGCACGCUUGUCCAAGCUCAAUUUGAUACGCGCCUCGGAUGAUCUUGGCAUGCUUCCUAUACUGGUUUCAAGGAUCGCACAAAUACAGGCGUAUGCACUUGAGACCGCUGCCAAGGUUCAGCAAGUUUGUGAAUGGACCAGGAAUAACCACUCUCUGAAACCAUCGCAUCUGCCCUCGAGUUACAACAAUGGCUCGACACGACCUCAUAUUCGUUGA
This is a messenger RNA of Lichtheimia ornata, 249 nucleotides long. RefSeq lists its product as uncharacterized. The transcript has 2 exons. Lineage: Eukaryota; Fungi; Mucoromycota; Mucoromycetes; Mucorales; Lichtheimiaceae. The coding region runs from base 1 to 249 and encodes 82 amino acids. The record is from RefSeq and is a predicted model, not a curated record.